AUGAUGAUUUAUGUAGUAAAUAAUGGAAAAGAUGAAAUAAGAUUGGAAGAACAAACAUAUGAAAGAUUGUUUGAGAGUUGUUGUAACUCUGUUCAUAAGGAUGGUGCAGCGGAUCUCUACCAUGAAUUGGUGAAUAGCUUUAAUAUUCCGACAAUCAAUAAAUAUGCGUAUCUGACAACGUUGGGUAUCACUGGUUUCAUGAGUUGGUUGCGUGUACCAAAGAGUAGCAGAUCAGGCAGAGGUUGGGUAACAAGUUUACAAAUCUCACCAAGUCGAUAUAUAUUACCACCAAAACAUGAAAAUCAUAAAUUAUUAGAACCCUUCUUGCCAAAAGAGAUUCAAAACAAAUUGUUGGGUAGAUCCUAUGCAAUAGAUUCCCCUCAUCCCUCAAAAGAAACAUCAAAAACCGGUGAUGAUAAUAAUGAUAAUAGACCAUUACAUUUACGUCUCCACGAAAGGCCAAUUACUCAUAUUCAAUUCAAUCGCGAAGGUGAUCUCUUAUUUGUAGCAGCAAAGGAUAAAACAGUUUCAUUAUGGUACACUUCAAAUGGUGAACGUUUAGGAAAAUAUUCGUGUGGUGGUGUCGUCUACUCUUUGGAUGUCGACCAACACACUAAAUACAUGGUCACUGCCAGUGCUGACUCCAAGUUGAUUUUGUGGGAUGUCAAGACCGGAAAACAGAUCGAAUCAAUCUCAUUCGAAGUACCUGCUCGUUGGGUUGAAUUCUCGCAAGGUGACAAGCAAAUUCUGGUGGUUACCGAUAAAGUUAUGGGUUAUCAAGCUACUGUACAUGUCUUUAACUUUGACCCAGAGAAUGUUGUAAACAAAAUUACACCUGCUUUCACUUUGGAUCCACUCAAUGUUAAGAUUACUCAAGCAACUUGGUCACCAAUGAAUAAGACCAUUCUUGCAUCUUGUGAGGAUGGUUUCGUCCGUAUCUACGAUGUAGAGACGAGACAUUUGGUUCAUACCAUCGCCGAUCACACCGAUACGGUGACAAAGAUCGUUUGGAUGAAACACAGAAUCAUGUUUUUGACUUGCUCAGAGGAUGGUACUGCCAGACUCUACGAAACCAAGACACUCAAACACCUCAAGACUUUUGAUACUGGUCGUCCCGUGAAUGCCGCCGCUAUCUCACCGGUGCUUCCACAUAUCAUUCUUGGUGGUGGUCUAUCUGCAGACUUGGUAACAACCUCCAGAGUAGAUUCCUCGCAAUUCAAGGUCAGAUUCUAUCAUAUUGCUUACGAAGAUGAAAUCGGAGGUCACAUCGGUCACAUCGGUCCAGUUAACUCCAUAGAUUUCACUCCAGACGGUAAGACCUUUGCCACCGGUGGUGAGGAAGGUCUCGUUAUUAUCAAUCACCUUGACAAUUCCUAUUUCAAAUUUGACAAGGAAUUAGAUUACGGUACCAAUUCUAACUAA
Messenger RNA from Heterostelium album PN500, 1422 nucleotides. Its product is annotated as WD40 repeat domain-containing protein. The coding region runs from base 1 to 1422 and encodes 473 amino acids. The transcript is spliced from 5 exons. Gene Ontology annotation, biological process: cytoplasmic translational initiation. The record is from RefSeq and is a predicted model, not a curated record. Gene Ontology annotation, molecular function: protein binding; translation initiation factor activity; RNA binding. Lineage: Eukaryota; Evosea; Eumycetozoa; Acytosteliales; Acytosteliaceae. Gene Ontology annotation, cellular component: eukaryotic translation initiation factor 3 complex, eIF3m; cytoplasm.